Messenger RNA from Rotaria sp. Silwood1, 849 nucleotides. Lineage: Eukaryota; Metazoa; Rotifera; Eurotatoria; Philodinida; Philodinidae. The record is from the annotation of a GenBank genome assembly.
AUGAUUAGUGCUGAGAGAAUUAAUGAAUAUUCUCACAUUCCUCCAGAGCCAGAUCUCUAUAGAGAAGAGUUAGAACCACCAACUAAUUGGUCAGCUGAAGAAAAAAUUGAAUUUGAAACAUUUAAACUAAGUUACCGUCCAGAACUUGAACCUGUAUUAAAAGGAAUAAAUUUAAAAACUGAGACACAACAUAAAAUUGGUAUUAUUGGACGUACAGGUGCUGGAACAUCAUCGAUUUUUCAAGCAUUAUUUCGAUUAACCGAUAAAUCAACAAUAGAUGGUACAAUAUUAAUUGAUGGAGUUGAUAUUAGUAAAAUUAGUUUGAAUGCUUUGCGAUCAAAUAUAAAUAUUAUCCCACAAUUUCCUGUAUUAUUUAGUAAUACACUGCGUUAUAAUUUAGAUCCAUUCGAUCAUCAUACGAAUGAACAAUUAUGGGAUGCAUUAGAAGCUGUUCAAUGGAAGACAAAAAUUAAUACAUUAAAAGACAAAUUAAAUACAAAAAUAGCAGAAUAUGGAAGUAAUUUUAGUGUUGGUGAAUAUCAAUUAGUAUGUGCAGCAAGAGCAAUUUUCAAACAAAGUAAAAUUUUACUAAUCGAUGAAGCAACAGCACAUGUUGAUACAAAAACUGAUGAAUUAAUUCAAAAAAUUUUACGAGAAAAAUUUAAAAAUCAAACAAUUUUAAUAAUUGCACGUCGUCUCAAUACAACAAUGGAUAGUGAUAAAAUUGUUAUUAUGAAAGAUGGUAUUAUUGCAGAAUAUAGAACACCAAGAGAAUUACUUACAAGCCAAGAUCAACUACUCGCUGAUAUAAACGGUGAUAAUGACAAUGAAUUAGUUACAUAUCUAUAA